This is a messenger RNA of Heterostelium album PN500, 1329 nucleotides long. RefSeq lists its product as uncharacterized. Gene Ontology annotation, molecular function: protein binding. The transcript is spliced from 4 exons. The record is from RefSeq and is a predicted model, not a curated record. The coding region runs from base 1 to 1329 and encodes 442 amino acids. NCBI's taxonomy places the organism in Eukaryota, Evosea, Eumycetozoa, Acytosteliales, Acytosteliaceae.
AUGAAUAGAAUUAGAAAUAUAGUUUGCAAAUAUAAUGUUGCAGCAACAACAACAUCGGAUUACUGUUUAAGGUCAUCUUUUCUAAAAUUAAAUAUAAACUUUUACACACCACCACUAACAACACCACCACCAACAAUAGUAUCAACUUCAUCUUUAUCUACCACAUUUAUAUAUAAUAACCAAAAUCAUAAAACAUUUGCAUUUAAUAAAAACUAUUAUUCAACAAACAACAGCAAUAACAAUAACAAAAAUAGUAAUAACAAUAAAAUAAAAAACAAAGAAACAACAAAAACAACUAUAACAACCUCAUACGACCAAAUCAAUGAUUUUUCAUAUCAUAUCAAUCAAUUAGUUAAACAAGCUGAUCUAUAUUAUAAAGAACAUAACUAUAGUAAAGCAAUCGAAAUUUUUUCACAGGCAUUGAAACAAUGUAAUGAUAAGAUCGAAGGUGCAUUGUUGAAUGCACGUAUUGCAGCUGCGCGAUUCAUGAUGGGACAGCGUGACUUGGCCAGUCACAAUCUGAGUGAAGCGUUGAAAUCGAUUCCCUAUCGACACGAAGAGACCUACAGGCUGCUGUCGCUGAAUGCUUUCAUGAUCGAAUACGAAUACGACAAUGUCGUCGACAAAGAGAGUUCGCGUGCGAAAACCUUGCUCGCUCACGCCAUACGUCGAUGGGAGUCGGUCAUUGAUUGCGACGACUCCAAGCCGGACGGCUACGUUGGCAAAGGCCGAUGUCUCCUGAAAGCGGAGCGUCCCGAGAUGAACAACUGCUUCCACCUCAGAGACAAAGCGCUGGCGUGCAACUAUCAUCACCCACCGACCCAGACCUACGCAGCGGAACUUCUCAUUCUCCAGAGCAAAGAAAGACUGGCACUGCAACUACUCAAUCUAUUUUUCAACAACUACCAAGAGUUUUAUAAAUCUACAAGAGUAUACAGAUUAUGUCAUUUGGAAGCAAUGAAUUGGGAGGAUGCUAUAAGAGAUUUUACAUCAUCGAUGAACUAUUUGGCAGAAGCUGAGCAUCCAGCUAUCAAAUUUUAUAGAGCUAGAUGUUUUAAUAAAUUAAAACUAUUUGAAAAGGCAAUUGAAGAUUAUUCAGAAUGUAUAAAAUUUAAUCCAACUCAUAUCGAUGCUUAUAAAGAAAGAAGUGAAGCUUAUCUUGGAGUCGGUAAUUUUAUAAUGGCAGACAAAGAUAAAAAGGUAUUUUUAGAAGAUAGACAAAGGAGAAAGGAACAAAGACAACAAUCAAUGGAUAUGUAUAUGAUGGAUAGAAAAGAAAAACAAAUAAGAUAUUUAAUUUCCAAAGGUAAAGGAAAUAAGAAUUCAUAA